This is a messenger RNA of Yamadazyma tenuis ATCC 10573, 1898 nucleotides long. It is a transcript of the gene PTC4, whose product is annotated as type 2C protein phosphatase. Gene Ontology annotation, molecular function: cation binding; protein serine/threonine phosphatase activity. The record is from RefSeq and is a predicted model, not a curated record. NCBI's taxonomy places the organism in Eukaryota, Fungi, Ascomycota, Pichiomycetes, Serinales, Debaryomycetaceae. Gene Ontology annotation, biological process: protein dephosphorylation.
AUAUUAAAUCAUCUACAUUAACAAAGGGAUUGUUCUGAGAACACGAGAAAAUAGGCGUCACCUCCAAUUCUAGAUCCACUGAACCCAUUUAUAAAUCAAGCUAUAGCCUCACGAAUACUGCCGGUAUUUUGUGCGAUCUAUUUUUAGUGUCGGUUAACUAGAUUUUCUAUAUUUGCUGGGUGGUCACAAGAGUGAUACAUUAAAUUUUUAAUCAUGGGUCAGUUACUAUCACAUCCAAUCGAGGAAAAGACCAUCGAUAUUCGGAGUCAUACAUCAUUGACCUACUGUAUUGGCUCCAUGCAAGGAUACCGAGCGUCCAUGGAGGAUGCUCAUUCGGUCAAGGUAAAUGAGGAUGAAAGUUUGGGGCUAUUUGCUGUGUUUGACGGCCACGGAGGAAGGGAAGUGGCAGACAUCAUCAGUGAGACGCUCCCAAAGAUGCUCUUCACGAAGCUUAACCAGAUGGUAAAACGAGGAGCAGAGUUGAAGGAGUAUAUGCGUUUCAUCAAAGACAGUUUUUUCAAGGUCGAUCUGGACUUACCACCGGAACUGUCCGCCAACUGUGGAACCACGGCCAUCGUCGUCAUGAUCAUCGAGAAGAAGUAUAUCAUCGUGGCUAACACAGGUGACUCCAGAGCCAUUUUGUCAUUAAGGGGUGGGGCUUGCAAAACCUUGUCUUUUGACCAUAAACCUUCCAACAUGGGGGAGCGGGUCAGAAUCGAGAACAGCGGUGGAUACGUUAUCAAUGGUCGGGUCAACGAGAUCUUAUCCCUUUCGAGAGCACUUGGGGAUUUCAAAUUCAAAGUUCCGUUUGUUGAACUCGAUAGCUGCCACAAUAAGUAUGCUGCUAGAAACAAAAAGUACUUCAAGCACGAUUUGAUUCAUUUGCCUCCAGAACUACUUCAAGUGAGCUGUGAGCCUGACUUGUUGAUAUACGAUAUAAAACAACUCCGGCAGCCUGAAUUCAUUGUGUUAGCAUGCGAUGGAAUUUGGGACUGUUACAGAAAUGAGAAACUCAUCAAAGUCAUACGAGACAAGUUGGCUUUGGACUGGUCCUUACAGCAUAUCAUCGAGUUUGUGUUGAAUGACUGUAUUUCCAUGGCCUCCAAUAUAACCGGGAUCGGGUUCGAUAAUAUGACGUUAAUAAUAAUUGCAAUUCAUGAUGAAAAUACCAGUAUUGACGAAUGGUAUGAAAUGAUGAAAACAAGGAUCUUGAAAGAGAAGAAGAUAGAAUAGGUUUGAUACACACAUUAGCUUAGGCCAAUCUAAUUUAUUUAUGGUACUAUGGUUCUAAAAUCCGCAGAUGCGAUCUGAUGAUACCAAAACAAAUGCGCUUGAAAAACUUAUGAUUUUUGAAUCUUGAACCAUCUGGAUCCUUUCAACAAGGUUUCAUUCACCCACUUUUAUUCCGAGUCAUUGAGUGUUUCUACAUAACAGCAUAUACUCUCACCAAGCAUUUCUAUUCCUUGUGCAUUUCUGACCCCCCAAAUACUACAACUAGUCCUGGUCUCGCGUCAGCCAAUAGCAUUUUUCCAUUGAAAGUUGCAUCUUAUUUACAUAUUCAUAGCUUAUAUCCCUAGAACGGGCACCUAGAGUUGAUAUUUCAUUCAAACAGCAUCCCAAGAAACAAUCAUCGCCAUGGCUACUGAAAUCGAAACAUAUGAAGAUCCAAUCAUACGUUUAGCAAACGACCCAGAUUUGAAUAAACAAAUCGACAAAACAAACAAGCUCAUUAGUUUGAUUUCGGGCUUUUCGUUGGCGGAAAGGAAGGUUUCCAAGCUUUGUCAGUUGUCAUUGACGAUUCUCCAAACAUUGGAGAAAAUUGGGUUGAACUUGAAGAACUGGGCGUUUCUUUCGUUGGACAUCAACUCCAACGAUCAUUUCAACAACGAAAACUCAAA